Messenger RNA from Trypanosoma theileri, 378 nucleotides. RefSeq lists its product as uncharacterized. The record is from RefSeq and is a predicted model, not a curated record. The transcript has a single exon. The coding region runs from base 1 to 378 and encodes 125 amino acids. Lineage: Eukaryota; Euglenozoa; Kinetoplastea; Trypanosomatida; Trypanosomatidae.
AUGCUUCUCUAUAUCCGUGUAUGUUUACUUCUUCUUCUUCUAUUAGUAGUACUCUUUGCCGAUGAGAGUGGAAUAUCAUCACGGGUGCUGGCGAAGGAGUGCAGUGUUAAACAAGGCAUGCGGGCUUGGAAACACGAUGGUGGAAUGUUCUUGCGAGAGGGAACCACAUUAAUUUGGCAUGAAAUGGAUAAGAAAGGAACCCGCAUUGCCGCCUUUACUGAGGAGAUGCGGCAGGAUGGUCAAGUGAUUCUACGAGAUGAGAAACGAGAUAUGCAGAUACUCCUGCGGUCUGAUCUCUGUGCGAUGCGGCACGGCAAUCAGGAGGAGUUUCAUCAAUUGUACGCAGGGCAAUUCUUGAAAACAGUGGAUUGUACGUGA